Tilletiaria anomala UBC 951 is the source of this 1687-nucleotide messenger RNA. RefSeq lists its product as uncharacterized. Lineage: Eukaryota; Fungi; Basidiomycota; Exobasidiomycetes; Georgefischeriales; Tilletiariaceae. The transcript has 3 exons. The coding region runs from base 166 to 1545 and encodes 459 amino acids. The record is from RefSeq and is a predicted model, not a curated record.
GUACCACGCUUCCAUCUUCUUUCUUGCGCGCGUGAUCCCAUCCUCGGGCUCCCUUGCUGGUCAACGCGUGCGGAAGACACUCGAGCCAUCCGAGCUGCAUCCGCACCAUGAACCUGCUUGUGGGCUUACCAUGCGCCUCCUCUUCUGUUCUGCUCGAGCUUGUGUAUGCUAACAACUCACCUGUCCGACCUUUUCCGAUGCUUCACGCCGGAAGAGGGCAACGGAGGUGGAGGGAGUGGAUCGAUCACUAGCAAUGCCACCACAAGCAACGGAAAUGGUAAUGGAGGCGGUGGCAGCUCUAGCUCCAGCUCUACAACCUCUUCGAGCAGCACAUCCUCCUCUUCCACGUCAUCGAGCUCUAGCACAACGUCUUCUACCUCUUCCACAACAUCAUCAUCGUCCACAUCGACAUCUAUAGCUAUUCUGACGACUACGUCGACCGUCCAGACGACCGUCACCCCCUCUCGUUCGCCCAUCAUCGUUCAGACAACCGUCCAGUCGACCAUCUCAAGCUCCGUCCCCACCAAUACAGGCGGCCUGAACAAUGGCAGCAACGGCUCGUCGAGCUCGUCCGGCUUCUUUGACAACAAAGGCGCCGUCGGCGGCACGUUUGCCGCCGUCGCCAUCGUCGCCAUCGCGCUGAUCACGCUGCUGAUCUGGGCGCUGAUGAGGCGGCGGAGGAAGAACCAGAUGGACGCAGACAUUGUUGCAGCCACCACCGCUGGCCCUGCGACGACGCGGACGCCGUUCGACGAUGACGACCCAGAGAUGAUCGAGGAUCCCAACUACGGCACCACCGCCAUUGGCAGCCCUGCGUUCAACGGGGGCAGCCUGUCGCAGGGUCACUACUAUAACGAAGGCUAUGAGCCGAGCCACUUCUCCAAUGCCAGCCCCGGCUACGCGGGCAUGGGCGCGUAUGGCCCGGGUCCAGGUGUGGGCAUAGGGGCAGCAGCAGCAGGCGCAACAGCAGCUGGUGCGGUCGGCAACGCGUUCGGCGCGUACUAUGCAGGCCAGACCGGCUACGGCUCGCAGCAGGACCACUACUAUGACCCGAACAACCCGCAGGCGGCAGCUGGCGGCGGCGCAUACAGCCACGAGGGAAGCUACUACCCAACCAGCCCGCAGAUGCACAGCGCCGACACAACCUACGCGCCGCACGACGCGCAGUAUGUCAGUGCUGCCGCGUGGCCCACCGCGGCGUACCACCCCGGCACGACUCACUCGCCCCCGCCGCAGCAGAUGCUGCCAGAGGGCGAGGGCAUGCCGUUCGCGACGCACAACUCUUCGCGCGCGCUCAGCAGCGGCGGCGGCCCGGUGGACACGUACGGCGAGGCGCAGCUGCUUGCACCCGGUGUGUUCAACGAUGCGCACCAGAGCCAGCAGCAGCACUCGCCGCAGCCCGAUGCCGCCGGCGUGCUGCAGCACCCGCACGGCACGGGCUCCUCGUCGCACACCACGGUUGGCAUGUCCGGCCCCAAUGCCAGCACUGGAUCGCUCAAGGAGGGCCAGGAUGACGGGCGCAAGCUGCAGAUCACCAAUCAAUAGAUGCUGCCCGACCGACUGACUGGCCGACCGAGCAUCGCCCUUUCUCUUUUUAUUGGGCCGUCCCACAUGCAGCAACGACGAAGAUGAGGAGGCGGAAGAGAGCAAUGCUAUAACGCAGCGGCAUUGUCUUUAGAGCUGUUUC